AUGGCCAUUUUUAAGAUCCAGCAAAGAGUAAGGCGAGCGCCCCCGCCGCCGGCCGGGCCGCAGGUUCUGUGUGCCGCGCUGGGCAGGAGUCGGAACCACCCCCCGCCUCGUCUUGUCAGCAGCGGGGCGCCCCCUGACGAAGUGACGGUCAGCUACAGGCACGGCCUGCCCCUGCUCACGCUCACCCUGCCCUCCCGGAGGGAGCGCUGCCGGUUCGUGGUCAAGCCCAUGUCCGCCACGGUGGGCUCCUUCCUCCAGGACCUGCAGGACGAGGACAGGGGAGUGCGGAGCGCGGCCAUCUGCUCCACAGAUGGCAGUUUAAUUCCAGCUUCAACCUUGAUGGACAUUUUGCUAAGGAAUGAUUUUAAACUCGUCAUCAACAAGAUAGCAUACGACGUACGGUGUCCCCCGCAAGCGCCGCCGAGGGGGGAGCCCACUGCUGAGACGGAGCGCGUGAAGUCCCUGGUUCACAGACUGUUCACGGCCUUGCACUUGGAAGAGCUUCAGAAAAAGAGAGAGCACCAUUUGCUGCGCACGAUCAGCCACCUGAAGGCCCAGCUGCAGCCCCUGGAGCAGGUGAAAGCCAGGAUCGAGGCCCGCUCGGAAGCGCAGGCCAGCGGGCUGCUGUGGGCGGGGCUGGCGCUGCUGUCGGUGCAGGGCGGCGCGCUGGCCUGGCUCACCUGGUGGGUGUACUCCUGGGACCUCAUGGAGCCCGUCACCUACUUCCUCACCUUCGCCAACUCCAUGGUCUUCUUUGCAUACUUCCUCGUCACCCGUCAGGAUUAUGCGUACUCGGCCGUUAAGAAUAGGCAGUUUCUUCACUUCUUCCAUAAGAAAGCAAAGAAACAGCACUUUGAUGUGGUGCAGUACAACAAGUUAAAGGAAGAUCUCGCUAAGGCCAAGGCGGCCCUGGAGCAGCUGCAGCGCCCGGUGUCUGCAAAGGCACGGCGAGGAGCCCCUCCGUGAAAGGCUCUUCCAUGCUUUGGAUGUGGCGGCGUCUCUCUGUAGUGUGUGCAUUUUGCAACUUCUAGACUCCUGAGGGGCCGUGUGAGUGUUUCUACAGUCUUUUUGGUUAAUAAAAUCUGCCUGCAAAACACAGGAACUCUGACAUCUCACUGAAGGUCUGGGGGAAGGAAAAAGGACACAGACGUAGGGGGAGCAGCACAAGACAGAAGAGGGAGCAGACACAGAGUGACGGGAGAAGAGAAAGGAUCCAAGACAGGAAAUGGGUAUGGCUGCAGCGGUGGCGCAGCGGU
Talpa occidentalis (Iberian mole) is the source of this 1256-nucleotide messenger RNA. RefSeq names its product mitochondrial calcium uniporter dominant negative subunit beta (gene MCUB). Gene Ontology annotation, molecular function: calcium channel inhibitor activity. Gene Ontology annotation, biological process: mitochondrial calcium ion homeostasis; calcium import into the mitochondrion. Gene Ontology annotation, cellular component: uniplex complex; mitochondrial inner membrane. Bases 1 to 966 code for a protein of 321 amino acids. Lineage: Eukaryota; Metazoa; Chordata; Mammalia; Eulipotyphla; Talpidae. The transcript has 9 exons. The record is from RefSeq and is a predicted model, not a curated record.